Messenger RNA from Caenorhabditis elegans, 1640 nucleotides. It is a transcript of the gene R05C11.2, whose product is annotated as DUF38 domain-containing protein. NCBI's taxonomy places the organism in Eukaryota, Metazoa, Nematoda, Chromadorea, Rhabditida, Rhabditidae. The coding region runs from base 1 to 1140 and encodes 379 amino acids. The record is from RefSeq and is marked reviewed. The transcript is spliced from 3 exons.
AUGGAUGAAACGAAGCUUUUGUCUGAAGUUUCUGGCUCAUCGAUAUCAAGCACUUUGUGGUUCUACAACACUGUGAUUAUGAACAGCGUUGUUGAACGUCUCGAUUUUUUUGAUAUACAAGUGCUCCGUAAAAUUUCUUAUGGAAGCCGUCAGUGCAUCGACCUUAUCAAACCAGACCAUAAAUUACUCAAAAUCGGCAUUCAUGUUCAAAGCAUUGGGUGCGCACUUCUUGAGAUGUUUACCGAAUCCACAAACCGAAAAGUUUCAUAUAAGGCUUCAAGAUUAUCCAGAAAAUCUAGCGAGUUGGAUUACGGCAACUUUUCAAACGACUUGUUCCUUAUUUUGAAAAAUCAAAAAUCUGCUUUGGAAGAACUUAAAAUGAAUUUUAUGCAAGUUGAUGAAACCAGCGAGUCAAGUUUCAAGGAUGUUACGGAAGAAGAAAAAAAAUACAUGGAUGAAAUUGAGGGGAAUCCCCAGGAAACAGAAAGUCAUUCAAUCUGGGACCAGAAUGAGAAUCGAUUUUUGAAAUCGUUCAAAGAUUUGCACGCCUCGCUGGGUCGAUUGCUGCCAGUGGAAAAGUUGGUUGUCACAACAAGAAACCAAAAAACCAUAGUGCAACUGCUCCAAUCCGUGGAUCCCUCUAAGCUGAACAAAAUUGAGUUUGGAACAUCUUUCGACGUACCUGCAAGUGAUGUAUGGAGCAUUGAAGAGUUUUUGGUCAUGGAACAAUGGAGGAAUGCGAAAGAGUUGACAAUUAUUAAGCGUGUUAUCAAGUGUGAUGUUGAAAAUCUUGUUCACUUCAGAAAAGUUGACAUAAUUUUGGAUUCGUUAUCAUUGAAAAAUGUUAUAUAUUUGAGAGAUAUGUUCCUAGUUUCACCGGACUUUCUCCAGUUCAAGGUCACAUUUGUGAACAGUGACGUAAAUAAUUCUAUAUUUCAAGAAGGAUUUUUGGGAAUUCCGUUUCGCAUAGUUACCGAUUCUACAAAUAAUCAACCUAGCAUUUGGUUUUUCAAUUGCAUGAACGACACAGAUGAUCUACAAAUUCGAUAUUAUCAAAAUCUUAAAAAAUUCAUGUUUAAUCGUAUUCCGAGGGAAUCUAGUCCGGCUAUUCCGAGGGAAUCUAGUCCGGCUAGGUGCUAGAGCUGUUGUAAAGGUCACUUCCCUGUUCCUCGCCAACGGGACGAAAAGUUGUCCCUAAUGAUUUUUUUUUCAAAUAUUAAUUUUUCACCUGAUUUAAACUAGGGCUCCCAUGAGGUCGCCGCAAAGGCGCCUUCGCCCGCCUCAGCGGUCGCCGCGCCGGCCUCACGGCGUCACUCUCGCCUUUCACUGAAUUACACAUAAACUUUUAUUUUCAUUUCUUAUAUUUUUUUUCUAAAUUUUCAACGAAUUUUUGAAAAUUAAAAUUUAAAAUUCACGUCAUUAUUAUUGAAAGCGGCGAACGGCGAAGGCGAAGGCCGGCCGGCGUGAGGCCGGCGUGAGGCCCGCAUUUUGCGCCUCACUCAGCUGGGAACCCUAAUUUAAACAAUACUUUCAUGUGCAUGAAUCUUUUGUACGUUUAAAUAUAAUUUUUAAUGGCGUGGAUAUAGAUAUUUCACGUACUAUUUUUAUAAAUAAAUAAAUUCACUUAUAAUAAAUUUAAA